AUGGCCCCUGGCGACAUUACAGAGACGUUGAAAACGGGCAUAAACGUCGUUAAACUGGGUGUCGGGGUCAACAGGCUCAGGAACCUUAGGGGCAACCGGGUGCUGGUCGGAUGCUCCACGUCGGAGGAGAGAGACCGGCUAGGGGAGGCCAAAGCGGGUGCCGGGCUGGGCCUCUCGGCUGCCGUGGUGCCCCGGAGGAGGCCGCUGCUCCGGCUGCUAGGAGUCGCCCGCGAUACUAGUGAUGCCCAGGUCUUGGAGGCGGUAAGGGAGCAGAACGCUGGUCUGCUGGGGCCUGUGCCACUAGAUGAAAAAGCCGUCAGAGUGGUUCGCAGAAUAAAAAGCAGAAUGGGGCCGCACUCCUCGGUCGUCCUGGAGGUCGACCCGAGCAUUUGGGCGGCGCUCAAAAACAGAAGAGUCAGGGUGGCGUACCAAAUGGUACCCGCGGUGGACCAGUCUCCGGUAACACAAUGUUACCGCUGCCAGGGAUUUGGUCACCUGGCAUCUUCCUGUCGCGCCGAAACGCCCUCGUGCGGAUACUGCGGGGACCUCCACGACACCCGGGAAUGCCCUAAUAGGGGUCUGCCUCCAAAGUGCGCCAACUGCGCCGCACCGGAGGACGGAGAGCCCUCUCACCCAGCGUACUCCACCGAGUGCUCCGCUUGGAGAAAGGCGGACCGCCAGGCCAGGCUUACGGUGGCUUAUCAAUAG
This is a messenger RNA of Chilo suppressalis (striped riceborer), 708 nucleotides long. The record is from the annotation of a GenBank genome assembly. Lineage: Eukaryota; Metazoa; Arthropoda; Insecta; Lepidoptera; Crambidae.